UGUGCCAGUAUAAAUGGCUAAGUAGUAUCUAACCUUUGGUGCAGGUUCAGUGAAGUGGGGGCCUAUCUCCAAGGAGCAGGAAGACGAGGUUGAGUGGGUGAGGGCGCAGCUGUCAGAGACUGAGCGUGAGUGCGAGAACCUAGUCACGCAGAAGAAUUUGUUUGAGUCCGGACUCCUUCAAGGAAGUAAGUACCUGGGUCACACUUAUGAGUUGUGUGCUGAGUCCUUUGUGGUUGUGACUAAUGUAGUUGUUUUGUUUGUUUGGACAGUGGCUGGCAUCAUAAGGGGGAGCACGAAGGUGGCCGUAGACAUUGAUGAGGCCGAGAUGCAGAAGCGGCUGAGGGAGUCUCGGGCCAAGAAAGCUGAGAAGAGUGCUGGAAAACGACCCAGGGAUGAUGAUGAGGGUCGGGUCGCGGACGUGCUGGGGAAAAGGAAAGCCUUGGAGGAGGCUCAUCAGCAUGUGAUGGGGUCAGGGCCGAGACUUCCGCCCUUUGAUCUGCAGGCACCGCCGAAGCUACCCUUCGGCAUGGAGGACGUGUUCGCUGAAGGGGUAGAGAAGGUAGACUUCGGCAGGCUACGCCAGCAGAAGAAGGAGGUCAACCUGGCUAUGCACCGGCAGGAGGUGCCUUUAGUGAACGUCUUCCUGGAAGGCGUGAAGAGCGACCCUGAGGCUCUGGCGAGGACUCCAGCUUCUUCCUUCAUUGACUGGGCCCAAAAGACGAUCCUCACCUCUGCCUAUGCCUUUGGCGAGAUGUACGUCAGCAUGGCCAAGGCUGACAAGGAGAUCCAGAGGUUGAAGAGGCGGGAUGAGCUAGCCAAGAGCAAAAUGGCGGAGGCGCAGGAGGCCAUCCGAGAGAAGAACGCCUUGCUGGUUCAAAAGGCGGCCCUGGCCAAGGAGGUGGAGGAGCUGAAGAGAUCGAAGGCCGAGGAGGUGGCUGCUGCCCGAGUCGAGGCGAUUGAGUCCUUCCGAUCCUCAGAGGAGCUGAAGAGCUAUAUCAUGGACCGACUGGUUGAUGAGCAGCUUUGCUGGGAAGAUAGGUUGGUUAGGUUCAACCCCUCGGUGGAGAUUAACUUUGACACCAGUGGUGAGCCUCCUGCACAGAUCCCUCCUGCUGAUGCUAGCGCCCCGACACCAGAGGCUGAGCCGGCCAAUGAGGAUGCCCCGUCGACCGAGUCUUGA
Molecule: messenger RNA, 1180 nt
Organism: Prunus persica (peach)
Lineage: Eukaryota; Viridiplantae; Streptophyta; Magnoliopsida; Rosales; Rosaceae
Exons: 2
Coding region: 326-1180 (284 amino acids)
Source: RefSeq, a predicted model, not a curated record